AUACUAAGUACACAAUAUUAUUGGAAAUUUAUUUCAUUAUAUCAUACUCAAUUUUUAAAUGGUAUUAAUAUCUAAUAAUAUUAUAAUAUUAAAAAUUUUUGUAUUCGGCGGCCAGUGAUAAUGUGAAAUGUGUUGAUUAUUCCAAGCCAAAUUGAUAUGAUAUUUUUCUUUCAUGAUAGUGAUAUAAACCGUUUUUUUUCGACUGUCUGGUCUAUUGCACAGGCGCAUUGAGUCGUUGUAGUCUUCCCGGACUACUUACAUUUUCGUAUUGUUCCGUGUUCGAAAAUUGUUGUGGCUGUUUGUCAACCAUGUUGGUUUUGUUUAACGUUUUUGUUAUUCUCAAUGGUCUAUCUAAUGUUUUAUUACUACUGCAGACUGUAUAGUACCUCGUUUAACAUUUAAAAAAGAAAAUUAUAAUUUAUUUUUCUACUGUUGAUUAGUAACAAAGAUUAUACUAUUUAAAACCAAAUAUCGAUAGAAACAUAUGAAAAACUCUUACAACUUAUUUAAGCAUAACUAUUUCACUAAAAGAAAUAUGUCUUCUUUUACAUUAUUUUUAUGGGAAAAUACAAUGUUUGUUAACUGUUUGAUUCCGACGGGUGAGACCGAACUAAAAAUGAUGGUGACUCUACCAUCUCCAUUUAACAAGUUGCACAGAAUAAACUUGUGUCGAAGCCCAGAAGAUACAAUAAGAAUAUUUAUUGACAGACUUGUUUUAAAGUUAUCGAAAACUCAACGCAAAGUUAGUGAUAGUGAAAAGCUUAAGAGAAAUUGUGUAGAAAUAAAAGUGAAUGGAAUCAAAGUACCAUAUACUUCUAAAUGCUAUGAAAUAUUUGAGGAAUUUAAAGCAAAUAUUACCCUUGAAAUUAAAGAUCAUACGUAUACAGUAAUAGUUAAUGCACCAAUAAUCAACGAAUUAAAAUUGAGAAUUCCUCCAUAUCAAGGAUUAAUGAUAUAUCCCUAUGGAUUUGAUCAGGGAUAUAAUGUCUCUGUUAUGGAUACUGAAUAUUCGUGGUACAGAAUUGAUUCAAAAAAAGAAAUUAAAGUGGGCGAUUAUAUGACUUAUGAACCUACUGCCGAGGAUGUUAAUUGUCGUCUAAAAUUGGUUUGUAGUCCUUUUAAUGACAUGCGGCAACCUGGACCUACAGCAGAAAUAAUAUCUUCAACAGUCUCAGAAAAUACCAUUGAAAGAUACCCAUUUCAAAGAAGAUCAAUAAUAAAUCUAUAUCGCAAUAGGAAAAGUUUCAGAGUUGUGUCAUACAAUAUACUCGCUGGAGAAUAUACAAAAACUAAGGAAGCAAAAAAUGAAAUGUAUCCAUAUUGUCCAGAAGAAAUUUUAGCGUCCAGUUAUCGGCACCCUCUUGUAAUGAGUGAACUUCAAGCGUACCAUGCAGAUAUAAUUUGUUUGCAAGAAGUGGAUAAGCUUUUUUUUCAUAGAGAGUUGUGUCUUAUUUUAGAACAAUACGGUCAUAUGACUGGAUUAUAUUUUAAAAAGAAUGGCCGUAGGAAUGAAGGCCUGUGUUGUUUUUAUAAUACUAAUACAUUUGCUUUAUUAGAACAAUUUGAUAUUAGUUUGAAUGACCUGACUACUAUAGAAUUGUACUGCGGACCUAUUAUAAAAGAAAUUAUGAAAGAUGAAAAAUGGAAACAAGGAUUAGAAAAAAGAACUGUUUUCCAAGUCUUAGCUUUAGAAUUGAAUUCUGACUAUAAACAAAUAUUAUUAGUAUGCAAUACUCAUUUGAUAUCUGAUCCAGAAGGUGAUUUUAUUAGAUUGUUUCAAGCGUUAAUUGAACUAAUUAUUAUUAAUAAAAUAAAACAAAAUAUCACCAAGGAUUAUCCCGAGAGCAAUGUAUCGGUUAUAUUCUGUGGAGAUUUCAACAGUACACCUGAAAGUGGUGUUAAUGAUUUAGUCACCAAUUUAUUAUUACCAGAAGAACAUAGAACGGUAAAAAUGCUAAACGAUUUAAAAAGUAAUCUUGACUUUAAAAUGGAUAGUGCAUAUGAUACUGAUGUCCUGUACAGUAAUUAUACUGAAACUUUUUCCGGUCUUUUAGAUCAUAUAUACUUUACAAAUCAACAUCUCUACCUUAAUGAGGUAAAAAAUAUUAUGCGAAAAUAUUUUUUUCAGAUUGUAUCACAUGAUGAUGUUAUCCAAUAUGGAGGAAUUCCGAGCGUAUUAUUUCCUUCAGAUCAUUUAGCUUUAAUUGCAGACUUCGAUGUAAAAUAAUUUAUCUAUUUUAUAAUGAUAUUUUCUUUUAUUAUAUUUAUAUUUUUUAAAUAAUAUUUUAAUAGUACCUUUAAUUUUGUGUAAUGUUUAUUAUAGUGUUACAAUAACUGUAAAAUUUAAGUAUAUUUUAAAGAUCCGAUUUGUUCUUAUUUUGAAUAGUUUCUGUAUGUAUACAGAUAGGGCCUGGAUUUAUAUGAAAAAAAAAUCCUAAUAUUUAACCAUGUCACUUAUUUCUAUUUUUGGUGUAUGUUAAAAACAUAUAUGCCCAGCGGACCCUUAAUGUUUCUUGUGUGUAUCUGGCUCUGAUUAGUUCUCCAAAGUCUAACACCAUCUACUCUAAUAAAUGGAAUGGCGGAGGAAGUUUUUUUUGACCAUUUAAUAGUCUUAACGCGCAGCAACUGUGCAUUUACCAUUUUACUAACUUGGUGUGUUUGUGUUUAUUGACACUAUAUUCAUAAUCAGAGCCCUUGCACAAUCUUGGAAUUAUUGUAAAAAUAAAUCAAAACAUUCAUUUUAAGUUGUAACUAAAAUUAAUGUUUAUAUUAAGUAUAAAACUUAUGUAUUUAGAACUAAGUAUGUAAAAAUAUGAAACUAUAAAUUUUAGCAUUAUCAUCUGUACAUGAAAUGUUGAAAUGCAUAGAUUUCUAAGAAGAUGCUAUUUUUUACAUCUGUUUAUUCUAUUUAACACAGUAAAUUUAUAUAUAUUUUUAA
Rhopalosiphum padi (bird cherry-oat aphid) is the source of this 2938-nucleotide messenger RNA. RefSeq names its product 2',5'-phosphodiesterase 12-like. The transcript has 8 exons. The record is from RefSeq and is a predicted model, not a curated record. Gene Ontology annotation, biological process: nuclear-transcribed mRNA catabolic process, deadenylation-dependent decay. Gene Ontology annotation, cellular component: mitochondrion. Gene Ontology annotation, molecular function: 3'-5'-RNA exonuclease activity. The coding region runs from base 485 to 2227 and encodes 580 amino acids. NCBI's taxonomy places the organism in Eukaryota, Metazoa, Arthropoda, Insecta, Hemiptera, Aphididae.